This is a messenger RNA of Colletotrichum navitas, 689 nucleotides long. RefSeq lists its product as uncharacterized. Lineage: Eukaryota; Fungi; Ascomycota; Sordariomycetes; Glomerellales; Glomerellaceae. The record is from RefSeq and is a predicted model, not a curated record. The transcript is spliced from 2 exons. The coding region runs from base 104 to 556 and encodes 150 amino acids.
UUGUAGCGGUUGUACAAAAGGAGGGCGUCUGCUUCUACACAAUCUCCAUUCGGAGAGGAGAGUUGAGAGGCUGUCUUCUCUAUUUACGUUACCCGUGACGUGAAUGAGAUACAGACAGCGAUCGGAAAGGGAAAUAACGUCGUGCCAGUUUUGUAAACCGCGUCAAGACCGAGUUGAGUCCCGACCGACCACUCAAGUACGACGGCCAUUGGCGGGUGGAAUCAGGCCCGAAUUGGGUUGCGGUGAUGCAGGCCGAUUACGGACGGUCAGCAGCCUAAAGGCGGUCUCUUGCAUCCACGUGAGCAAAGGACAGCCUCACUCGGCAGUUGGAUGGACUCAAGUGGCUCUGCGGCCGCAUCGUGAAAGCCAUUUGUUCAUGUGCCAUCUCGUCAGGCUUGCGGGGAUGGUGCAUGGCCGCAUUUCUUUUUCUCACUGUAACCCCAGCGUAAGGGCGUACGGUCGCGUACCGAAUCCAUUUGAUCUCAUUUCAUUUCAUUUCGUUAGCCGCCCUGCUGGCAAGCCCGCUGCUUUGCCGAUUAAACUAUGUCGAUGUUGAGGAUCUUGAUAUCCUCCUCUGGCUUCUCCUUCUGCGUUCUGAUUCGAGGGGAUGUAGUAACUGAGACACAAAUCCCCAGCCUGACCACUCCCUAGCCUCUCCGGUCCGUUUACGUGCUUGUAGAUGGUAGAAG